Messenger RNA from Oryzias melastigma (Indian medaka), 7044 nucleotides. It is a transcript of the gene kntc1, whose product is annotated as kinetochore associated 1. The record is from RefSeq and is a predicted model, not a curated record. The transcript has 61 exons. Bases 305 to 6928 code for a protein of 2207 amino acids. Gene Ontology annotation, cellular component: kinetochore microtubule; RZZ complex; cytoplasm. Gene Ontology annotation, biological process: protein localization to kinetochore involved in kinetochore assembly; mitotic sister chromatid segregation; mitotic spindle assembly checkpoint signaling. Lineage: Eukaryota; Metazoa; Chordata; Actinopteri; Beloniformes; Adrianichthyidae. Gene Ontology annotation, molecular function: small GTPase binding.
AUAGCGACCCGCCAAAUUCUAAAGCUAAUGAAGUGCAGUUAGGCUACUGCUCGGUGUUAGAGGCCGAAAACUCUUGAAUUUGUUUUGUUGUUGUUAAAAUCGGGUAAUGAUAUUUAUUCAAGAAAUUAGAUUAGAUUUGACUAGCUCAUCUCAACUUUUAUUUGCAUUGAUAUUCAUGAUAAAAUUUUAGUCUUGGUUUGGGUAGCGUCAACGUCAAUAGUUAAAAACAAGCUAGGUGUGUUUGGAUUAGCGGAUUCGUUAUGUUUACAUCUUGUUAGUGUUCAUAGUACUUAACAAAAUAACGAUGUGGAGCGACGUUGAGCUGUUGAUAAACGAGGACACAAACAUCGUCCGUUAUGACGGUGUGUCAAGGGAGGACAGUGGUAGCGGCUUGUACCAAGUGGACACACUCGUCAGAAUCUCAUCCUCUAAUAAGACACAGACAGACCCCCGGCUCUCAUCUUCAAGUGGUCCAAAUUGGAGUAUCAUUGUUGUUGACAACACAGUGAUCCUGUUUGAUCAGAGCUACCAGACGAUCCUUUUGCUUCUCCACUUUGAUACGGAUGUGGAUACCAUUGAUGUUUGUCUGGAAAGAAAGUUUUUGGUGGUCUGUGAAAGAAAUGGAAAUCUUCAUUUAAUAUAUGUUCCACACAAGAAAAUCCUCCUCACUAGAGCAUUGGUUGAGAAACCAUCCAGUGGAGAUAAGAAAACCUACCGCUAUCUCAUCAUAAAUGAGGACAAGUCAUCCUCAGGGACAUACCAUGUGUUUCUUCUUAUUAAGAAUGGCUUUUUCCACAUCACAAAUCUUUCACUGGCAAAGAUUGAAGCAGCUAUUGAAAGAAUGGAUGUUGAAGCUCUGAAAGAGAUCCAGAGUCUCAUAAAGAUAAACUUUUGCUCAACUGAGGAUUAUCAUGAUGAAGGUUGCAGCACGGCAGUGAUGUUCAAUUUAGGUCAUGAAAUUCACCUAAUGAUUGGGGGAGGUAAAGAACAUGUCUUGACUCAUUGGAAGAUGGAUCCUCUUCAGGGCAGGAUGUGCUUUUCCCAGUCAGUAAACAGCAGCUUAAUCCCAGGCGUGAGGAGGAUGGAGGUGGUAGAAAAUCUCCUUUACAUUCUCGACACUGAGGACGUCUUGAGUGUUUGGGAUCUGCACAUCCUUGUUCUGGUUCAUAGUUGGCCAGAUCUGGCGAUUCAAGACUUCGAACUGACAUCAGAGUGUGGCCAAGACAAGGGUGGCAUGAGGAUGAUUACACUGACAAAGAAAGACAGCAGUCAGAUCAGCUCACUGCAGAUAAGAAAUCUGCCCUCUAUGACUGUUUGCUACUCUCUGGAUGUCUCUUCAGUCUCUUGUCUUGUUCAAACAAAAACAAACGUGGACUCCAUUUUUGUGGUUGAAGGGAUUUAUGAGGACCAAGAAAAUCGGGCAGAGCCAGUAGCUGCCGUCGUUGUUAAAUGUUUCACAGAGGCUUUGCCAGAGAACAGACUUAGCCGACUCCUUCACAAACACAUGUUUGAAGAGGCUGAGAAGUUCGCCAUCGCAUUUCAGCUGGAUUUAGAGCUUGUCUAUAAGGUGAAGCUUGACUUUGUGCUGGAGCAGCUGGACUCAGCAUCAGUGCACGGCUCUGGACAGGAUGUGUGGUCUAAGCUUGUCGAUGAGGCCAAAACCAACCUGAUGAAAAUCACAGAUGAGCAGUACGUGGUCGACUAUUGUCUCAAGGCUCCUUGGCCGACCAUCGAAACCACAGAAAAGAUGUUAAACCACGCUGCUACCCGAUAUUCCUCCCUACAAAUCCAGGAGGCCCUUGCCAGGCUGGCAACCUUUUGCUGCCUGCAUGGCUUGGAAAACUUCAAUGGCAAUGCUUGGAUUGAGUUUCUGCAUAGCACUGACCAUCUCAGGAACAUUCUGACACAUCUGAGAGAGGGAGACAUGAAGGGGGCACAGCUGCUUUGGCUCAGAUAUGAGGGCCAGAUCACUUUGGACUUUGAUGAGACAAAUCUUGAAGCCCUUCUCUCUGCCAUCCCAGAGGACCUGUCAUCUCAAGACCUCAGUCCAUGGUUAAGGACUGUUUUGGUUCCUUUUGUGAGGAAAGUCCUCCCUAGAGGACAGAAAAUUCUAGCAAAAUGGCUUGAGCAGAAGGCAAGAAACCUGGAGCUGACUGAAAAGGGUUCUUGGCCACAAAACGGACUGGAUUUGGCCGUUCUUGGAUUACCCUCUUUGUGGACGUGGAAGAAAUCUCUUGAUGAAGAUUAUGGUUCGGAUGAGGUGGAGAACCUCAGAUCCCUGGUGUCCAACCUCCGCCAGCUGCUGGACCUUCACCAGAAAUACAGCUGCAAACUUUCACUGUCGGUCCUGGAGAAGGGGACUGUUUGGAGUGUUGUGUUCUACAUGCUCGACAAAGUUCCCGCUCCAGAACUGAUAGCAGCCACCGUGGAAAACAGCGUUCUGCCGUACGCUUUAGAACACCAACUUCCUUUUGAUGAGCUUCUGCUACGAUAUAUCAAGGAUCUUCUGGAGCGCUGCAGUUCUCAGACGACAACGCUUUUCACAGAAUGGGAAGCAAAAGCCGUGGCUGUUCUCGGCUGCAUGAAUGACUCUGAUCUGAAGGUGGAUGCUGUGCUGGAGAUCAUGCAGAAAGCUGUGGUUCCCUGGAGUAAUGUGGUGGAGAAACUUGUUCAGCAGUACUUGGAGAUGGAUGGACCAAAACAAGAGCUUUUAAAAGAGAGCUACAGGCUGAUGGAGAUAAGGAAACUUCUCAGGGGUUAUGGCAUUCGCAACUUCAAUCUCUCUAACUCUACUCAAGUCAUGACGCUGAUAAGAUACAUCCUGAAGCAAGACUUACCGAUGUCUCUGGACGACUCCCUGACUUUAGCUGACGCUUACAAACUACCAACAUCACAGAUAAAUUACCUUUAUCUCAUCCAACUGAUAGGCCAACACAAGACUGAGGAGGUUUUGAGUGUCUUAAAGCGAUUGUCAUCUCCAGAGGCAGAGUGUGUCAUUGAGCAUCUGACAUCGUGGGCACAGCUGCAGUUGGAGGACAAAGCGCACAUUUCUGAUGAGCACAAGAAACACCAGAUGGUUGUAGCUCAAGUGAUGGUGGAGGCGCUGAAAUACUUGCAUGUAAUACAAAAACAAGAUGCUCUUAAGUGCAUGGAGUGCGAGAACAACCUCAUCAUGUUUAAAGCGAUCUCCCACCUUCAAGAGGACUUUGACGUUUUCUUCACACCUACCAACUUUGAAGAUCCGAAAAUUAGAAAACAAAUCCAAGAGCGCCAUAUUACUGCAUAUGAAAACACUCGAUCCCGACACUCUUCCAAGCAGAAGACUGUGACAACUCCCGUUGUGGCUAAUGAUCCGGACGGAAAGACAAAGACUAUUUCCACAGAGGCCGGCUUACGCCGACUGGGGAGACAACUUCAACGCACAGAGCAGGAGCUCUGGUCGGAUCUGGGUCUGCGGGCUCUGAAAGUGGGAAAGGUGGACAAGGCGCUCAAGAUCUUCAGCGAGCUGUAUGAACAUCACUGCAACAGCAGCACCGGGAAGGUUUUGUUCACCGCCGCAAGGAUGCUGUGUCAGAUGCUGGAGGCAGAUGUUCCCAUGGUGAUUCCAAAGGAUAUGGACCUACCAGCAGUUAUUCAUGACCUCGCCUGUCAGGCCAUCAGCGUGUGUCACUCUGAUUUGCUCCUGGACUGUUUGGAGCUUUGCAAAGGCACACGGACAGCAAUGGAUGUGUACCAGCAGUGCCAGUUAUCUGAUAACUACGGCUUCAUAGCCAAGGAUUUCUCUGUGGAAGCUGGAAAAGAUCACCAUUCUCAGUGGACGUUUCAAGAUGUUUUCAGUGAGGACUGCAUUGUUCUGGAUCCAUUGUCGGUUCUGCCUGUGCAGUAUGAAAUUACCAACUGUCUUCUCCCUCUAUCUCAGGAUGCUAAACUGUACCCGCUGGACUGUUCCUGUCUGUCCCAUUGUUCAUUUGCUGACGGUUCAAACUACUUGCGGGUGCUCCUCGGGCCCCUUUCCAACAUGCUACAGAUGCUGCAGGAGUGUAGUCAGCUGGAAUUAGCCCUCAGAGUUCUUGUUAACUCAUAUGGCAGCUGCCUGCAGCAUGUCACCUCCAACAUCAUGGACAUAAACCUAAGUGUGCAGCUUUACGAUCCUCAGGACCUUAAGAAGUACAGCUUGUGUUUAAACAACUUCCAAAAGACGACAACUUCCACUCUAAAUUCCGUGGCUGUAGCUCUGUUAAACAAGGUGUUCAAUUGGAGGGUGGUCGAUUGUGAUUUGGCUAUAGGCCUCUGCACACUCCUCACCAGAGCAGAAGUUUUCAAAACUCUGUGGAAAGUCAUCGACAACACUUGGCAAAACUAUGACAAGAUUUUGGCUGUUGCAAAGAUUGGAGCCAAUCUCAGCUGCUUGUACAAGGAACCAGAGGAACUGAAGAAGUUUCUCUCUGUCAUCACUGAUGCUGAAUGGGGCAUUAAGCUUGGCAAAUUAGAGAUAUCUAUUCAGCCAGUAUUCCGCCAGCAACCAGAGAUGAAGAGUAAUUUGAUCCCUGUUUUGGUGAAGAACAAAAAGAUCACCCCAGAUGUCAUCCUCCAGUACUGCAGCACCUUUGGUUUGGAUCGUGACCAUGUGAUCAACCAGUACAUUACCACCUUACUGCUGCUCCAAGAGGAUGAAGACAAUAUGGAAGCCCUAGCUUCAGGGCUUGAAGAGGAGGUGCAGUCUUUGUGUCACGCUGACGCUCUGGAGCGAGUCCUGCAGAUUAUCCCGAUGUUGCACAGCACCAGCGAGCUGACUGGCAACCUCUGUGCUGCCAUGUUUAAGCUCAGCCCUUACAACUACGAGAGGAUAGAAGUGGUCCUAAAAAUCAUCCAGGCUGCAGAUGAGAAUGUGGCCACCUUCUCCGUUAGCCAGGCAAUGGGUCUCCUUCAGCACCUUAAGUCCUACAAAAGGGUCUCUCCUCCAGCAGAUGUGGAGAACACGCAUCUGCUUGAAAACGGCUUGCUGCCGAACCCCCUCUCCAACAGCAGACUGCCUUUCCAUUUGCUGCUGCAGUCCAAACAUUACUGGAAAAUUAUCUCUCCUGAGCUAAGUGAGGAGACUUUCCCUACACUACUUCUUAUUAGCAAACUUAUGAAGGUGAGCCUCGACAAGUUAUACAUGUCAGCAGCAAACCAUGUGUUUGAGAAAAAGAUUAAACCUUUACUCCUGGAGAAAAAGAAAAUGGGUCACAGCUAUGCCUACAACGAGCAAACCUUUAAAGUGGCCAAGACCAUGAUGAUGUACAUCCAGUGCAUCCAGAGCCCGGAGUGGGCAGCUGCUACAGCCCACAAGAUAACACAGGAGCUUCCACCAGGUUAUGAGAAAACACAAUCUCUGAGGUUCUGUUUGGUUCUUGGUGAUGCAUGGCUCCGGGACCCAAACUUAGAGGAGGCUGCAAGAGCCAGAGGAGAGACCUUUCUGUCCAAGCUGAAGCUGCAGUUUCAGCGCUCUGCCACUGAGAAUGUGCUGAUGACUAGCCAGCUGAGCAACCCUGAAAACCUGAAACUGACUGGGCUUCCAGGCAGGCUUGUUGUGGCCUUGUACGAACACAACAGCGUGGAGCAGCGUUAUAAGGAGACGGGGGUUCAGAAUUACCCAGACAUACAUGCUGCAGUCAAAGAAAUAUCCACAAUCAACAAUGUGGAUCUCAAAAAAAUCCGCAACAUGCUUUUAGAGAAAUGGAUCUGCAAGACGGGUCCAGCAAUGACCAGGGAAAUGGGAAUUCAAGACUGCGUCACCAACAUUGAUGAGGACCCGGACUUAAUGAGGGUUGUCUACAUGCUGCAGUCUUUCUCCAUGGAGGACGCAUUCCAUAUUUUAAGCCCUAUCUUGUCUGCUGAAACUUGGCCCUUCAGCACAUCCGGACCUCGCCUGACCUUCUGCCACCGGACCCGGGCGCUGCUUUGUCUCGUCCGCCUUGUCGAUGCAGCGAUGCUGGAGGCUCAGCUGCAGAUCCCCCGGACCAAGCUUCUAAAUUACCUGAAAUGCUACAUCUUUGUGUCUCAACUGGAAGCUUUGAACAUCCCGUACACAGUCCAGUCCUUUCUCAAUAGUCCCAAAGAAGGCUUGGUGAAAGGUCUGUGGAAGAACCACAGUCACGAGCCACAGGCUGUGCGUCUCGUGGCCGACCUGUGUUUGGAGUACCAGGUGUAUGAUCCUCAGCUGUGGAACAGUCUGCUUCAGAAGCUCCUGGGCUUCAACUUGAUCAGUCAUCUUCAGAAAGUCCUUGAAGCAAUUGUGUCUGUUCCAGCUCUGUGGGAGAUUCCAAGUUUCUGUAGGACUUGGAGGAGUAUCAUUCUGGCACCUUUUGUCUCAGCCUCAGUUCCUCUAAGUCCAGAACAACAAGCAACUCUCUACAGGACUUUUGUUCUUCUACUCAAGUGCCCUUUCCUGUUGAAUUUGGACUUGAUUGGAAUUGCAAACCGAUUUGCGCAGUUCAACCUCCCCGCCUUUGCCCUGGGAACUCUCCUCCUAAUUCCCUGUGCCAGCAAAAAGGAACAGCAGAUUCAAGGCUUUCUGUCUUUGUGUAACCCAGUGACAGUCCUGGAGCAGGUGGAAGAACUCAUGAACACUGGCGAAUUGGCUGGAAUCCCUUCACAGAUCAGGGAGACUGUGCUAACAUUCAUCAGCCAGAACGGCCAGCACCAGAAGCUAAUGAAGACCAAGCACUUCGAUCAUCUGAAAAAGCUUAUUUUCUCACGAGGCCAAACUGAGCAGGUGAAGGAUUUAGUCGAUUACUUGACCAGCCAGAAUUGUGAGGAUGACGCCGACCUGCUCGCCCACGAAUACUCGAAGCAUCGCGAGAAUCAACAAGGAAGAUCUCUAAAAAGUGAAAUAAAUGGCUGCAUGAAGGAAUAUCUUCACUUGCAAAAUGGAGUGUCUGGAUAAAGCAACAGUCUCUCCAGUUGGUUUAUGCACUCUUACUUAGGCAGAAAUGCUAUAUUUAUACCAUUUAUCUUUGAUUUGUUAAAGAAAUGUUGAAAUAAAUCAAUUUUCAUAUUAAA